AUUGUGUGCGCCGUGAUCCUCCCGCGUGGGCUCCGCAGCGCGGUAAUCUGUUGAAUCGGUAUCGAACCCUGAUACCUGGUUCGAGGCUGUGGUGUUGGGUCGCUGCACAAGUCAUCCAGCUGAUGGACGAGUCCCGUUGAACUGGAUCAUCUCAGGGACCUAGAGGAGGUGUACUGGUGGGUUCUAUGUGCUGGGGAGCUAGAGCUUGAGAUUCCAACUCUGGAUACCUAUGAAUCAAGAAAUUGUCUUCUAGAACUUCAGUGGAAGACUUAGUAUAUUCUCUUGGUGCUCAGUUUGCAGCUUUCUGAUGGAUCCUAAGAGCUGAGACUGCUGAUGGACCUUUUAAAGAUGAGUGAACAAACGGAAAGAGGACGGCAGCGGAAACUUCCUGAUUGGAUUUCUGUGCAGAGGAGCUAUACGGUAGAAGAAAAAAAGGCAUCUGUUCGGAAGAGUGUUUUGGAAGAUCACCUGCCCUUCUUAGAAUUCACUGGAUCCACUGUGUACAGUUAUGAAGCUAAUGAUUGUUCUUUGCUCUCAGAAGAUAUUAGCAUGAGUCUCUCUGAUGGAGAUGUGGUCGGAUUUGACAUCGAGUGGCCACCAGCAUACAAGAAAGGGACACUGGGCAGAGUGGCCCUCAUUCAGCUGUGUGUGGCAGAGAGCAAGUGCUACUUGUUUCAUAUUUCUUCUAUGUCAGGUUUCCCUCAGGGACUAAAAAUGUUGCUUGAAAAUGAAGCAAUUAAAAAGGCAGGUGUGGGAAUUGAACAAGAUCAGUGGAAACUUCUACGUGACUUUGAUAUCAAGUUGAAGAGUAUUGUGGAGCUGACAGAUGUUGCCAAUGAAAAGCUGAAAUGUAUAGAGACCUGGAGCCUCAAUGGUUUGGUUAAAUACCUCUUUGGUAAACAGCUUCUGAAAGACCGGUCUAUUCGCUGUAGCAACUGGAGUAAGUUUCCCCUCACUGAGGACCAGAAAGUGUAUGCAGCCACUGAUGCUUAUGCUGGUUUCAUCAUUUAUCAAAAAUUAGCAAAUUUGAGUGAUCCUGUACAAAUAUUUGUGAAGACUAAAGAGGAGGAAAUACUACCUAGUGAUGUGAAGAAACAAUUGACUUCGAUCUCCAAGGAGAUGAUGGAUCUGGCUGAGCGUCUUCCUGAUACUUUUGGAAAACUGGAAAAUCCACAGAGGGUUUCCCUACUAUUGAAGGAUAUUUCAGAAAAUCUGUAUUCAUUGAGGAUGAUGAUGUUUGGCUCCACUGAGAAGGAACUGAGACCUAGCAGUAACUUUCACUUAUUACCACUGGAAGAGCCAACUGCUGGUGAAGCACAAGAGAAACAAAUUAGAGCACAUAACAUUUUUCCUGAAGUUAAAGAUGAGGCAUGGGAUGCAACACCUGAUGAUUUAAUUGAACAUGAUGGAGAAAAGGUACUUGGAAAUCAAAUGAAACAAGAAGAUGGAUUUGAAGAUGAACUGGCAGGCAAGAAGUUGGAAGAGAAUACAGAAAGAAAUUGUUUGAUGUCAUUAGAUAUUACAGAAGAGGAACUCCAACGUUUGGAACAACAGGCUCAGGAAAAGCAUCUUACUGAUGUUACUUGCACAUCUCCUGAGCAUUCAUCUUCCAAGGAUAAUGAAGAGGAUCUAUCUUACAUAAUUGAGAGUGAUGAAGAUUUAGAAAUGGAGAUGCUUAAGUCUUUAGAAAACCUCAAAAGUGGCACGGUAGAUCCAAAUCAUUCAAAAUGCAUAGAAAUGGAAAAAAAUCUAGAUCUUCCUUCUGAAGAAGAUGAUGAAGAUGAGAACGAAGCUGUUGAAGAGGAAAAAGAAGCUGAUGAAGACUGUCUGUUACCAAGACCUACUGAAAAGCAAAUUAACUGCCUCAAGACCUACUUUGGCCAUUCUAGUUUUAAGCCGGUUCAAUGGAAAGUGAUUCAUUCUGUACUGGAAGAAAGAAGAGAUAAUGUUGUUGUCAUGACAACUGGGUAUGGAAAGAGUCUGUGCUUCCAGUAUCCACCUGUUUAUGUAGGGGGGAUUGGCCUUGUCAUCUCUCCCCUUAUUUCUUUGAUGGAAGACCAAGUACUUCAGCUUGAAAUAUCCAGUAUUCCAGCUUGUUUUCUUGGAUCAGCACAGUCAAAAAAUGUUGUAGAAGAUAUUAAAUUAGGCAAAUACCGGAUUGUAUACCUAACUCCAGAAUUCUGUUCAAGUAACUUGGAGCUGCUUCGGCAACUUGAGGCUGAUAUUGGUAUCACACUUAUUGCUGUGGAUGAGGCUCACUGUAUUUCUGAAUGGGGACAUGAUUUUAGAAAUUCAUUCAGGGAUUUGGGUUGCCUAAAGGCAGAAUUCCCGAAGGUUCCAAUUGUUGCACUGACUGCUACGGCAGGUUCUUCAGUCCGAGAAGACAUUGUAUGUUGCUUAAACCUGAAGGAUCCUCAGAUAACCUGUACUGGUUUUGAUCGACCAAACUUGUAUUUAGAAGUUGGACGAAAAACAGGAGACAUCCUCGAGGAUCUGAAGCAGUUUCUUGUCUAUAAGUCAAGUUCUGCUUGGGAAUUUGAAGGUCCAACUAUCAUCUAUUGUCCUUCCAGAAAAAUGACAGAGCAAGUUACAGCUGAACUUAAAAAACUGAAGUUAGCCUGUGGAACAUACCAUGCAGGACUGAGUAUUAACUUAAGGAAGCAAGUUCAUCAUAGGUUCAUGAGAGAUGAAAUUCAGUGUGUCAUAGCUACCGUAGCUUUUGGAAUGGGCAUCAAUAAAGCUGACAUUCGCCAAGUCAUUCAUUAUGGUGCUCCUAAGGAAAUGGAAUCCUAUUACCAGGAGAUUGGUAGAGCUGGCCGAGAUGGACUUCAAAGCUCUUGUCACAUUCUUUGGGCUCCAGCAGACAUGAACCUAAAUAGGUGCCUCCUUAGUGAGAUACGCAAUGAAAAGUUUCGAUCAUACAAAUUAAAGAUGAUGGGAAAGAUGGAAAAAUAUCUUUAUUCCAGCAAGUGUAGGCGACAAAUCAUCUUGUCUCAUUUUGAAGACAAACAACUACGAAAGGCCUCCAUAGGAAUUAUGGGAACUGAAAACUGCUGUGAUAAUUGCAAGUCCAGAUUGGAUCACUGCUUUUCCCUUGAAGACUCAGAUAAUACACAGGACUUCGGGCCACAAGCAUUCCAGCUCUUAUCUGCUGUGACCAUCUUAGGAGGAAGGUUCGGCAUUGGGAUUCCAAUUUUAUUUCUCCGAGGAUCUCAUCAUAGUGUCAUCACCAAGAAAAUAUUACAAGUCCUCAGAACCUGUUAUUUCCGCUCAAGAGCAGGAGACUCAGACUGCAUUAUAUGGCGAAUUGGUAGCAGCUAGGCAGAAACACGCCAAUACGAUGGAUGUUCCUCCGGCUGUUCUGGCAACAAAUAAGAUAUUGUUGGAUAUGGCCAAAAUGAGACCUACUACAGUUGAAAAUGUGAAAAGGAUCGAUGGUGUUUCUGAAGGCAAAGCUGUGAUGUUGGCCCCUCUGUUGGAAGUCAUCAGACGUUUCUGUCAAAUAAAUAGUGUUCAGACAGACCUCUUUUCAAGCACAGAACUACAGGAAGAACAGAAGACAAGUUUGGUGCUGGAAAAUAAAGCAAACUCACUUUCACCGUCUGUGGCCAUUACAUAUUCUUUUUUCCAAGAAAAGAAAAUGUCUUUGAAGGAUACAGCUGAGAAGAGGACUCUGCCUCUCACAGCAGUUGGCAUGCACUUAUCCCAAGCGAUGAAAGCUGGCUACCCAGUCGAUACAGAGCGAGCAGGCCUGACUCCAGAGAUUCAAAAGAUUAUUGCUGAUGUUAUCCGAAACCCUCCCAUCAACUCAGAUACACAUAAAAUUAACCUAAUUAGAAUAUAUGUUCCUGAAAACAUUGACACGUAUCUUAUCCACAUGACAAUCAAGAUCCUGGAAAAAGAUGGUGACCACAGAAUGCAAUGCCACUCUUCAUGUGAUCCCAACAAAAAGCGAUGUUUCCCUGACCCUGAAGAGAGCUCGUCAAAUUCUAAGAGAACCAAGGAAGAAGUAGACACUAAGACCAAGACUUCGUCUGAAAUGUCCAAGAGAAAAUUACCUUGGUGGUUUGCCAAAGGAAAUGACACCUUACCUGAUACCAGCAAGAAAUCAGUGGCCAAAACCAAAAAGAAGGGUCUUUUUAGUUAGACUGGCAGCUGUCAGAGGAAUUAUAUGUCCUGCUGUAUUAUAAGAGGGAAGCUGUAUUUCAUUUCUGAAAAGAGUAGGGAGUGUUUGUUUAAAAAUUAUUCUAAUUUUGAAGUAAAACUCAUCUAUUUAUUGAACAGCUGGCAUUUGAAAACAGUCUUGGGCAAGCCACGUAAAGUUGAGUCUUCUGAGGGUCUGAGUGAGUGCCUCCUAGGACAGAAUCUUAAGUUACCUUCCUAUGAGAUUGCUUUAAGAAAUCAUGUCAUUGCCUGUUUUCUAAUCUCUUCACUUAUUUCCAUAGUAUGUUUGGAAUAUGUAAUGUACAAUGAUUUAAUAUAUGUAACAGAUUAGGAGUUGUAUAGUGAUUAUGUGUGUGAUAUGAAAUAUUCUUGUAUUACCGAAAUUCUGUCUUAUACAUGAAGAAUGCGUAGUUAUUUUACAAAUUGUUUUUUUAUUUUUAGAAGAAACUCUUGUACGCAUUUUAAAAUGGUACUAGUGGGCCAGACCAGUGAAAAUGAAACGUUUAGGGUUCUGUGUAAAUAGAGAAAAGAACAGAACAAAGGAGACCAAAUGCACUUUGUAUUUUACAUAUGAUUUCUAUUAUUUUUCAAAUAAUAAUAAAAACUCUUUCCUACUGAAAA
This is a messenger RNA of Bubalus bubalis (water buffalo), 4785 nucleotides long. It is a transcript of the gene WRN, whose product is annotated as WRN RecQ like helicase. Gene Ontology annotation, cellular component: nucleus; nucleoplasm; cytoplasm. The record is from RefSeq and is a predicted model, not a curated record. Gene Ontology annotation, molecular function: 3'-5' exonuclease activity; 3'-5' DNA helicase activity; ATP binding. Gene Ontology annotation, biological process: double-strand break repair via homologous recombination; telomere maintenance; DNA replication. Lineage: Eukaryota; Metazoa; Chordata; Mammalia; Artiodactyla; Bovidae.